AUGGCUUCCUCAGACUCUCUCCUCUUCACACCCUUAACUAUCGGCAAAGUGGAGCUUGGUCAUCGAGUUGUACUAUCCGCCCUCACGCGACUUCGUGCCAAUAAAAAUCAUGUUGCAACGGAUCUAAUGAAGGAAUAUUACCUUCAACGCGUUUCCAUGCCAGGAGGCCUUAUUAUUGCCGAAUCCGCCUCAGUAGCUAAACAUCACGGUGGCAUGUCUUAUACUUCGGCUAUCUGGGGCGAAGAGCAUGUACAGGGAUGGAAGCCUAUCGUAGAAGCCAUCCACAACAAAGAUGGCUCUAUGUAUCUCCAACUUAUGGCAUUCGGAAGAGCUGCCCAGCCUUCAGCCGCUGAAGAAGACGAAUUUGCGAUCAAAGCACCCAGUGCCAUUCCGUUCGAGGGUGGUGCAGUACCUGAAGAAAUGACCAAAGAGGAUAUAAAGAACACUAUCAAAGAUUACGUCAAAGCUGCCAAAAACGCCAUGCGCGCGGGUUUCGACGGCGUCGAGCUAUACGCUGCCAAUGGCUAUCUUCUCGAUCAAUUUAUUCAAGAUGUGAGCAACCAGCGGACAGAUGAGUACGGCGGCAGCAUCGAAAACAGAAAUCGAUUGGUAAUAGAAAUUGCCCAAGCUGUCUCCGACGCUCUUGGAGCAGAGCGUGUCGGUAUUAAGCUGAGCCCAUGGUCUGAAUUCCAGGGCAUGCGGAUGAAAAAUCCAAUCCCACAAUUCACAGACCUCAUUCGCCGUCUCAAGGACGUUGGCCUUGGCUACUUGAACUUGAUCGAGUCUCGCGUUUCGGGGAUCGACUACACAGAUGGUACGGAGAAGCUUGACUGGGCGUGGGCGCCCUGGGAUAAAGUGAUUAUUGCAACUGGUGGCUAUCUGCCAGAGACAGCACUGGCGUUGGUGGAGGGGCACAAGGACAAGAACAUUGUGGUUGCAUUUGGAAGGCGAUAUGUGGCUAACCCUGAUCUGCCAUUCCGUAUUCAGAGAGGACUUGAAUUAAACCCGUAUGACCGCAGCUCAUUUUAUAAGGUGGGCGCCCCAGAGGGACUUGUUGAUUAUCCAUUCAGUAAGGAGUAUCUAGCGUUGCAAAAUUAA
Molecule: messenger RNA, 1098 nt
Organism: Trichoderma asperellum CBS 433.97
Lineage: Eukaryota; Fungi; Ascomycota; Sordariomycetes; Hypocreales; Hypocreaceae
Molecular function (GO): NADPH dehydrogenase activity; FMN binding
Source: RefSeq, a predicted model, not a curated record